AGAUAAGACACAAGCUGUGCAAACAAACUCUGCGGAUAUAUAUACUAAUAGGCUAGCAUCUAUUUGCGUUCUAAAGACCAUGUUUCCACGGGCUUAGGGUUCAGCUGGGACCGCCUUCUUGUCACGCAACUGCCCGUACUGAGUCGAAACAAAGUCGUUUGCUUUAAACCGUGUUACAACGUGAAGCGGUACUACUUGGAAAAAUUAUACUUAAUGAUAACAAAGCUCAAAGGUCGUGACGGAUUCGCUCCGAACGUACGGUGACGUAAACGUCUGUCGAGCCUGCUAGUCCCGUCUUAAUAGCUUCGAAUUGGACGUAGACGAUAAGCUCAUAGCGCGGCAUUUUCUGUUGUUUCCAUCGAAACGUGCAUGGUCACUACUUUUCUGCAGACGACCCCCUUGUGCGUUCCAUGGAAAUGUGCAGUACAAGAGUCGCACAUAUCAACCAUGGCGCAGUAUUAGGUACGCAGGAACUGAACCCACAACCCGUUGAAUCCAGUCUACUUAUUGUGAUGCUGUUUAUCCUGUUUCUCGUGCUGACCAUGGACGCUCUCAUAAUCGUGCGGCAUUACACGUUCCGCGAUGCCUUCGUCUGUAACGAUUACUCGCCUUGUGUCUGUGAAAUUUACGAACCCUACGGAUUGGUUGUGCAUUGCGGAGACGCUGUGAACGCAAAGUUAUCCGUCACGGUUCUCGACGUUCGCAAAGCUUUAAAUAGCACAAAGGUUAGACAUAUUUAUUGGCUUGAUUUGGUCUCCUUGUCUACAGAGAGCCAAUCUAGCGACAUCAUCAACAUACCAGCCGAUUUGCUGAAUGGCAAAAGCGUCGAUCGAAUCGCCAUCAAUUGUUCCUCGAUUGCUGGCCCUCUGCGCUUGGAAAUCCAUCCGGACGCUUUCCGAUCAUCGCUCCAACACAUCGGACAUUUUGAAGUAGCCGGAUGCGACCUUAGCCGGCUGGAUUUCGAUUUCUUGGCCAAUAGUAGUCGACUAAUGAGUUUGAGUAUUACUCGCUCCAUUCAUUUUCGAGGAUUCCCACCGAUGGCUUUUCUCGCCCGUCUCACAUCGUUGAGAGUUUACGAAUGCCUUGAUUUUCAGUACUGGAAUCAAAUUGCCGAUCGACUGCCUCUGUUGGAAUCUCUUUUCUUGGACGGAACUCAGCUAGGAGACCGUUCUGUGAAUAAACUAGUCAAUUCGAUUGCUUCAUCGCCAACUGGAAACGAAACUCUGCAACAACUGAGUUUAUGGGAAAAUCGAUUGACGCGUGUCCCAGACGGCGUCAGUUCUUUCAAGAAGUUGAGCUACGUCAAUUUUUUCGGAAAUGCCAUCCGCACAAUUCCUAGAGGUUCACUCGCCUUUAGUCAAGACGUUCGCGUCACGUUCCUUAUCUUGUCUAAAAAUGAGCUGACGGACAUCGAGCCAGGGGCUUUCCAGGGCGAUUUCACUGAAGCUCUCGUUUAUCUCGACUUCAAUCGGCUGACUCGAUUCGAUUCGGCCGUUUACGAAGACAUGCUGCAACAGAUGAGCUACGUGACGUCCACCGCUGGCCUUUACGUCCACAACAAUAUACCAUUUGAACAGAUUCUUUCGUCUGUGACGAUUGCCAUCUCUCGUGGUUGAUUCGAGACAAGCGAUACCUUUUGAAACGCGUGCACAACGGCAGGUGUUCCAACGGUACGCAGUUUGAGAAUCUCAAUCCUCGCGGCUAUGACCAUUGCCUGCCGUGAUCUGAAAAGAACACUGUCGUUCAGCUCUACAGCAGCCAGAGUUCCAACUUGCGGUACACAAUUCAAAUACUCAUCGUAGAGAAUAAUGGACAUCAUUCUUCUUUUCCUUAGACUUUUGAAAGUGUAUUGCAAAAAAAAAAACGCUUUCGUUUUUAAUAUACAGCUGCCGACAGUUGGCAUGUUGAUCUCUUAAAUUAUAAUACACUUGUAUUUAAUUUUA
Molecule: messenger RNA, 1943 nt
Organism: Daphnia magna
Lineage: Eukaryota; Metazoa; Arthropoda; Branchiopoda; Diplostraca; Daphniidae
Exons: 4
Coding region: 411-1616 (401 amino acids)
Cellular component (GO): membrane
Source: RefSeq, a predicted model, not a curated record